This is a messenger RNA of Olea europaea var. sylvestris, 661 nucleotides long. RefSeq lists its product as uncharacterized. The record is from RefSeq and is a predicted model, not a curated record. The transcript has a single exon. Gene Ontology annotation, cellular component: chloroplast. Lineage: Eukaryota; Viridiplantae; Streptophyta; Magnoliopsida; Lamiales; Oleaceae. The coding region runs from base 150 to 440 and encodes 96 amino acids.
AAAGAAAAAAAGGAGAAAAACGAAGAUAAUAUACUUGUGGAGAGUGCGUGCCCAAAACAUAAGCAUUUCUCUUGCACAAUUUAUAACAGCUCUAAUUCAGUCAAUUGGAGAUUGUAAUACCACACAAAACAGAGAAGAGGACUACCAAGAUGGCUUCUUUGAACUUAUUCUUUACUCCGAUAGUCGCCACCCAAAGAAGAGUAAGAACUGCAGCCACGGCGGCUAAGUCAUCCGGCGGUGGCAGUGAGGAGAAGGGACCGCUAGAUUGGAUCAUUGGGGCAUUACAGAAACAAGACCAGUUCUAUGAGACUGAUCCAAUCUUGAAGAAGGUGGAAGCGAAGAAUGGCAGCACCGCCAAAAACUCCGUCGCAGUUCCGCCAAAGAAGAAAAAUGGUGGAGAUGGUGGUUUUGGGCUUGGUGGCCUCUUUGCCAAGAAAUGAAAUGGGAUGAUUUCUACUCAUCUGUCUGUCAGUUUGUUAUCUUUUUUAAAAUUAAAUUUUCUUUUCAUAAUUCAGUUGCACAUUUGACUUUGAAAUUGUACACUUAAUUUGAUGUUCAACUACAACAUUCCAAAAUUUUAAACCUAUAUAAAUCUAUCUGCCUCCAUGUAUUUAAUAUAAGUUUCUAUAAGUGGCUUUGCGUGCAGCUUCUUCUUCAUCAA